This is a messenger RNA of Pieris napi, 9231 nucleotides long. RefSeq lists its product as uncharacterized. Gene Ontology annotation, molecular function: protein tyrosine phosphatase activity; protein binding. The record is from RefSeq and is a predicted model, not a curated record. The transcript is spliced from 21 exons. Lineage: Eukaryota; Metazoa; Arthropoda; Insecta; Lepidoptera; Pieridae. The coding region runs from base 182 to 4822 and encodes 1546 amino acids. Gene Ontology annotation, biological process: protein dephosphorylation.
GAUGAAUGACAGACGGCGGGGUCCUAGUUCGAUGGCAUUUUGAUGGAAACAAUUUAGUGGAAAUAAAUGACUUGUUGACGAGAUUAAAACUGCCUGCAUGAAAUAUUGUAGUGAAAAUGUGGCGUACGAACAAUAAUUAGACGUUUUCUACGGGUGGACACCGUUAUUUUGUGAUACAAAGAUGUAUUUUCAGUACACGUUAGGAGCCAUUUUUAUUGUAUUUAUUUUGUGCGUUCAUUGUGAUAAUGCUGGUAUUAACAACGAAAUAUUGGAGAUUUACGUUCCGUCCGCUCCGCAAAACCUCACAGCGAAUAGAGUUAUAUCAGACGAAAUACAUCUGUCAUGGGCCCCGCCAUCCGAAUACACAGUACACAUUUUGGAUUCCACCGUAGAUCGAACCACAAAACACGACGAGUUGCAAGUCAUACCCAGAACUCAGGCCGAUGCCCCAAUAGAAGAGCCGCAACCAGAAAAACUCAAAGACUAUGCGUACACACUAUACAACAACGACAGGCUCAAAUACAACGAUGACUUCGCAUCAGACGACUAUAGAAAUAAGAGAGACAUAAGAUCACACAGACACAGAAAACGAAGGCAGGAUAACGUAACUCAUGAGAAAAUUGAGGUUGAAACUCACCAAGCUUUUGAAUUACCAAUCGAAGUUGUCAAGAAGUCACCUCCGGCUAAAAUUGAUAUAACUCAAAUAGCGUACGUCCUGUAUUACGAAGAAGGUGUCGCUAUUCGGAAAGGGUCCAGCGAUUCAAUAUUCGUAGCUGGUGUUCCGACGUCGGACGAGAUUAAACGACGGAAUGUGUUUAGAAGCGAUCUUGGUAUGGAGGAUUAUUUAAAUGCGACGAAGAAUCUUACGCUGUUGAAUACGUCCGGUGUUCCCACUAAAGUUGUUGGGUUUCGAUUGAAGAAUUUGAAGGCCUUCACUCCAUACAAGAUAUGGGUCCGUGCGUUCUACAACUUCCAACUGACUGGAGUCAAGUCUCAAGAUCUCCUUCAACGCUUGGGUCCCCAGUCGACUCCGCUGUAUGUCCUAUCUGAUGUGAAUCCACCCUCAGCGCCCAUUAUACUAAAUCUUACGUGUGAUUUACCAAAUGGCAUACUUUACCUCCAAUGGCGUCAACCCCUGGAGUACAAUAACUCCCUGGAUCUGUAUGUGGUGACCCUCAGGAAGUUACCCGAGCAACAGCCUCGCACGAGACUCAAGUUACCCACCAACAAGGAUGAUAUUGAGACCACGAUCAGUGUUAAUGUGCAGCUAUGGAACGUAACACAGUACGAAGUGAAGAUCUACGCGGUGACGCUGUCAGUCGCGCGUCCGGACACUUUCAUCAAUGGCACUGAAUCACCGCCAGAGCAAGUAUCGAGUGAGUGGUGUACUGCCCAUUCUGAAGCCAUGUCUCCCGAGGUGGGAAAGGCUAUGCGCGGGGCUAAUGCGUCCGUGGCACUACUCGCAGCCGCCCUCAUGACAGUGUUAGCUGCCGGUACUGCUGGCGUGCUUUAUUGGAGAUGCAGAACUCGUCUCAGCAAAUGCAUAAGUGCUGCUUACAAUUACUUGGAGGAAGGGGGCGAAAGGGCAGCUCGGGCCCCACUCAAUACUUAUAAGAAACCAGUAUCCCGUUCGUCCCCUCCAACAGGGAACAAUACGGGCACCGGGAUCACGGCAGAGAGCGUAUGCGGACGUCCGCCUCGAAUGGCGGGCGCACAUUGUCCCUUAGUACGUGCACAGCAUUUUCCCAGUCAUGUGGCCUCGUUACAUGCCGAUGGAGAUAUCGGGUUUAGUAAAGAGUAUGAGAUCGUGGUAGCUAAAUCCGCGGCUUUAGGCCACACUAGUCAUCACAGCUACAGACCAGAAAACAGACUCAAAAAUAGAUAUUUGAACAUCACAGCCUACGACCAUUCGCGCGUAUGCGUGUCGGCCGGCGGGCGUUGUGGGGCGGCGGGGUGCGUGGGCGCAGGUCGCGGAGCUGUUUGCGAUUACGUCAACGCCAACUUCAUCGAUGGGAUAUUGCCUCAAUUGGACGAAGACACAAUAAGGCGGAUCGAACGACGUCUGGAGAGGCGGAAUAGACCUACCAGACAACCAUCAGUAAAAGCGUCAAAACCACCACCGAACCUGGCUGAGGGAAUCGAGUCUGCCUUCCUAAAUAUUGAGUUCUCGGGCAUUGUGGAGUCUGACGAUCAAAGGGACUCUGACUCGGAGACCAGCGAUGACGAAGAACAACUGGAUGAUGUUUUUGUUAAUAUUAAUGGCGCGAUACGACAAAUAAAGCUGGAGUGGGUCGUCUGGAAGCGGCGCUACAUCGCCACUCAAGGGCCGACUCCGGCCACUCUGGAUGCCUUUUGGAGGAUGAUAUGGCAGCACAAAGUCAGAACUCUGGUUAUGAUUACGAAUCUCGUAGAGAGGGGCAGGCGAAAAUGCGAUAUGUACUGGCCAUCCGGGGGUCGGGGAAGUUCAGCAGAGUUUGGAGGAGUGCACGUUACGCUCCUGUAUGAGGACGUACGCGCAGCGUAUACUAUACGGCAUUUACGAGCAACGCCCGUGGUGACCGAGCCGGGAACGGAAGACAGUCCGGACAGACAGAGACACAUAGUGCAGUACCAUUACACGGUGUGGCCAGACCACGGUACGCCCAGACACCCGCUGGCCGUUUUGCCAUUUGUUAAGGCCGCCGCAGAUCCGCACACGGUGCUAGUCCAUUGCAGCGCGGGCGUGGGCCGAACGGGCACGUACAUAGUGAUAGACGCACAAUUGAACCAAUUGAAGCUAACGGGAACUCUGUCCCCGCUGGGCUUCCUCUGCCGCGCACGCACACAACGAAACCAUCUCGUACAAACGGAAGAGCAGUACGUAUUCGUACACGACGCGCUCCUGGAGUACGUCCGGUCCGGCGACACCGAAGUCGAAUUCUCGAAAGCCAGGGAAUAUCUCAUCAAACUCCUGGAACCCAUAUCGGACGAGGAACUGGCGGUCAUGGAUCUAAAUUCUACUAAAACCAAGAGCGUUCACGAUUUGACCGUCGAAAACGACGUCACCAGCGUCAAAUCGAAUAGUGAAAAUAAGACAGAAAUUCUAGAGAAUGGCAGCGAAAUGUCUUUGAAAACUGACGAAAUCAGCGAGCCGAGUAAAUCGUCAGAUGGCCAGGAGAAGGAGGUGCUGGUGAACGGGGACGAGAGCGAGGGAGUGUACGACUUGGCUCCGCGAUCCACGGACACGUAUAGUAAGAAAAUGGCGGCUUACAAUAGUAUGAGUGACGAAGAGAAAGAGGAAAUUAGGAGGGCGAAUCGAGUGGAAAACUAUGCACUGUUGGAACGAAUGCGGUCGUUAUCAAACCGGCAACCGACGUACCGAGGCCCACCUCCUGUCAAUUUGUUGGAGAAACAGUAUCAGCUUAUAACCCGAUCUUGUGUGGAACCAAGUGUAUGCGCACGCGCAGCUCACAACGCUGAGAAGAAUAGACCCGGUGGCUUUCUUCCUUCGGAUUCGGCUAGAGUUAUGCUCGUGCCCAAACCUGGGGUUGAAGGCAGUGACUACGUGAAUGCGUCGUGGGUUUGCGGCAGACGACGCAUGCGGGAGUACGCAGUCGCCCAACAUCCCGGGCUCGGCGGAGAGCUCUGGCGGCUUCUGUGGGACCACACCGGGCAGCUGGUGUUGAUGCUGCCGGAUGAAAAUUCCUCGGACUGCGAAGUAUUUUGGCCAACUGAAGAUGAUCGAGAAUUGUUCAUUGCUAACUUCCGAGCCAGUUUUGUGUCCAAGGAGACGUAUGUGGCGCAUCGACGAACAGAGAAAAAGGCAGAAACGCCGUCGGAACCGGAGAUCAAUGGAUACCGGAGGCAAGAAGGGUCGGAAUGCGCCGACGACGAACGAUUAAUCCCGGAGAAUUCACCGAUACAAGAUGGAGAACACCGCUACGACAGAGCCGAAUUACGCCUCGACUCGCUCAACGGAAGCAGAGAUCUAUCCGCAAGAAAGUCGAUAGCCAAUGGAGAUCUGUUCUCGUCAUUAGCGGAAAAGAAAAACGGCCCUAAAUCCCCUCGCAGCCCUUCCAAAAUGUCCCUAAAGAACUUCAAGUUGAGCUCCCCGACGAAGUUCAAGUUUCCCGAAUGGGGGGCGAGAGCCGGCUCUCCGCCCGACGAAGCCCCUCCUCCUCCUCCGAUUCAGCCUUCCCUCACGGUGCAGGAGGAGAUGGAACUCCACAGGCCGCUUUACUACUUCGAAAGAACGGAAAACACCAGUCACGUGCCAUCGGACAGAGUGAUAGAAGUGACUAACGUUAGUGUGCACUCGUUGCAGGACGAUUAUCAACUAAGUGUGAAGUUUAUUAAGUGUUGUGGUUGGUUAAGCGGGGAUACGACGGACUACAGUGUUAACGCCCCGGACGAUAACGAACACGUGCGCGGAGUGAGAGAGACGAGCGGGAGCGAAAGGGAGGGAGCGUUGGAUAGGUUGAUAGCGCCUUACAAGGAUUCCUUCGGGUUGAUUGAAUUCGUUGCCGGAUGCCAGAUGGAGUAUAAGAAUGGGCCCGUUAUUGUUGUUGACAAGUUCGGGGGUUGGCGGGCGUUAAGCUUUUGCGCUCUGAGUGCAGCCGGUGGCGGCGCUCGGAAUCCAAAUAUACACGAACCGGGGGCAGAACACGCGACCCCUUGCUCGUCUGCCGAUCUAUACUGUGCGUGUGCGCUUCAAGCGCACGCACGAUGCGUACACCAUCACACCUAUACGUCUACGUCCUCGCCCUUACCGCCGAGCGCGUUGCUGGCGUGCUAUUGCGCGCUGGCUGCGUAUACGCCCGGCUUGCACGAUCGUAAUAGCUGAACCGGGUGGUGGUCACGAGUGGACGGUAUUGUACAUUGAAUACUCAGCGCGUUGUGCGAUCCAGCGAAGUAUUAUUUGACCAAACGUUGGAUAAGAUUAGGUUUUACGUUUUCAACGCGACGCUCAAAUAUUUGAAGUUUGAACCGAUGUUGGUCUCCAGAUUAUGUUGGUGCUAAAGUAUUAAUUUAUUUAGGAUGUGUAUUGAGGCUUCUCAGAUUCAGUAUUUUGCGUAUUGGCUUGGAUUUGUACUAACAUUGGUUCAUCGGUGGUUGAUGCGGUGUGUCAUGUCUGAUUAAAUCAAAUUUAAGAGCUGCUCAAAAUUUGCCCUUUCGAAAACGACUUAAGUAGCUUUCUUCUCUUUGAACUUCCAUUGAGGCCAGUAACAUUUCGGGAUAAGGUUCAAACAAAUGAAUAUAGAUGUACUUUGCUUCAAAUUAAUUUGGCCUCAAAGUGCGAGGGAGAUAUCAUCCAGUUCACACCGACCUCUUUGUAUAACUGUCAUAUUUCAGUACAGUUUCUGUAAUCUCAACUUUGUCGAGACCAUUUCAAAAGCUGCUUCUAACAAUUAUUAAACUAAAUACUCACUGGAGUAACUUAGCUGAGAGGUUUAUAAGCUUUUUUACUUGUCCUAUACGAGGUUGAUCAAUCAAAUAUAAAAUUAAGAAUUAUAAAUAUUCCAUAAGGAUAAAUGUUUAUGAAUGCUUCAUUGGUGUAAUUGGUAUAUGGAAAGUUAUUUAGUGCGGUUAAUGUCUAAUCAAAUAUUUCCGAUUUUCUAUUGGAUUUUUCGGUAUUAUAUCAAAUUUAAAGGCUAUGAAAUGUACAGGCUGUUUAGGCUUAACCUGCCUGUGUAUAGUUUUAAGGGUAUAUUGAUGAAGGAUUCUUUGUGUCGAUUUAUUAAGAGUAGCGUAUCUGGUAAAUAAGAACUUGAAUUUACAUCCGAUAUCAUAGAUAUUUAAAGAUAAAUCUUUUAAUACUAAUUUAUAAAGACUGAAAUUGGUUUUACAGCGAAAUCAUUCAAUUGUAUUUUGGAGAUUCUCUAAUUACAAAGUUGUCUCAUUUGCUCAGUUAUACAAAUAGUGACAACGAACAACGAGCUUUUGCUGUUUUUACGUAUGUUGUUUUAAUCUAAUAAAGAAAUACGCCGUUGAUUAAAUAUUUAACAUAUAUAUAUCGUAUCGGAUGAUUUCAGAAGUUCUUCUUUACCAAAUUAGAUUUGAGGGCAUAACUCCUAUUAAAUGUAUGGUCCACUAUUUGUUAAUGUUAGUAUUGUAUAGUUUGUCAAUUACGCUAGAAAUUUUAACAUUGAUGCCGGAUUCUACAUACCGCGAAAACUCAAAGAAAAUACAGUGUUUACGAAAUCAGUUAAAAAGCCCACUAAAACUUUAAUGACCAUAAGAAUUCACGAGGUGAUCGACUCAGGAUAAUUUAUCGUAAUAGUCUUGAAUUCUAGUAUAUUUGGAGUUUAUAGUAUUUUUGUGAUAAACAGCGUUAGUUAUUUUGUUUUGAUUCAAAAUUUGAUAACUGACAUUUAACUGGAUGACUGUGUGACACUAGCAAACUAUAUAGACUUGACAGUUGACAGUCACUUUGAAUAAUUUCCCAGUAUAUUCUGUAUAUAGAUUAUUAUAGAAUAUGUUUACUAUCACACCUUGUAAAUUACAAGGUGUAAUACACAGCAUUUUUACUCAAUAUUUAAAUAGGUAUUAAUCAAUGUGAUGUAUAAAUUAUACCAUAAACGCAAAGUAUCACAAUCAAAAUGACGACAAUGUAACUAUAUAAAUGAGUAAUAAAAAAAUAGAAUAAUUACAAAUAGAAAAUAGUAACAAUUUAGUUCCUAGGCUUUCUAGAGAAAUAUAAAAAUCCAUAAAUGAUAUGCCUAAUACUCAGUAGAAUUAGAUAAAGUGAGAAAUUGUUCAAGUGACUAGUUAUAAUUUUCGUACAACGUUGCUCCGCUAACUGUUACUUGUAAAGUGUAUAUUCAUUUUGAAGCACAAAGUAUUUAUAGGAUCAUUUCAUAUCAGGUUCAUUUGCUGUGGGCUUAACCAGUGACCAGGUUGUCAAAAUAAAAACUUCGCACAUUCUCUGUCUUAACAACUUAUAAAAAUUUAUUUAAUCGAUCGAUUAACGAUAAUUUUUAAUAUUUUGUGUGUCGUUUAAUCAUUAUGUCUGUGACUACUGAACGAACGAGCUGACAAACUUGUUUCUAUAAUAGGUUAUUUCUGCUAUAUGUUCUGUUAAUAGAUGCGUUGUAAUUUCUCAGGGCGCGGCCUUUUAUUUUGACAACUUUGGACGUACGAUAUCGGUUAGCGAAAGGAGGGUUCGGAAGCUCGUAUGUGCCAUUUUAAGCUUAGUACCUAUGUAGUUAGUAUUAAUUAUAUACCCUGUAUACAAUAUACCUUGCUUAGUUCAAUUUUUAUAUACCUUUUUUAUACGGUGUGACAUCUUGUCGUUUUAACUUAAAAACUCGGCUAUAAAUCUGAUUUCGGUUAAACCGCAUUGAACAAAUAAUUCGUAGAUAAAUUAAGCGUAAUGUUCAGCUAUUAUUAUAAGUGAUGAUUAUAAAAUCUACUAAUUAAAAAUGAAUGUCAUUUAGCGUGAAUAAUGAAAGUAUUUCUUUUGAUGUUCCUUAAAAUUAGUAUUUGGCGGUCCCUAAUAUAUUUGAAAAGUCACAGUUGCUUCACUUAUGAUUUGUUUAUUAUUAUUUCCUUGAAUAAAAUAGACAUUUGACCUGACUUAUUAACAAUAAAAGCCAGUAUUUUUAUAAAUGCUUGUAAUAUAAAAUAGAUUCUUUUUUAGAAUUUUUCAAUUUUUCUAGUUUUUCUGCACUGAUUAAUAAUAUAAUUUGUAAUAAAUAAAAGUUAGACCGGUAAAAAUAUAACUGAAGCACCAUAUACCAUAUUUAUAAUAGUUUUUCCAAACAAACUUAUUCGAUUUUUUUUUCUUGUAGGUUCGUUGACACUAAGAUUUUAAAGCAACGAGCUCUUGCGAUUUUUGUAUUGAAGCACAAUUUUUCUAAUAGGUACAAUGACGUAUUGCAUUUCGGAAUACCAACGAUAAUUAAACGUUAAUAUAUAUAUUUAAAAACUUAUGCGGUUUUUACAAUAAAACGUAAAAGUUGAUCAAAUUUAAUUAGUCAAGUAAAAGUUUAGCAAUGUAAAAGUAUACUUACGCAAUGAGUUUCAACUUCAACUUUGCUUGAUUGUGGAAUAAAAAGUUCUUUAGUACUUUGAUCAUGAUAUUACUUAAUUUCAAAAUCAAUCAUUACUCGUUCAUUCAUAAGGUGUUAUAUGUUUGAACACCAAAUUUAGACUUGACAAUUUGUUUAUAGUUGCCAAUUGCACAGAUUAUAAUGAAAGAUAAUCAAGAAUUCUGUGGUUUUACGUUAUCUAAAUGUUAACCCUAAACUAACUAACCAAUACGUUUUAUUUAAUAAGUAUUUAAGAAAAUCACGACUUUACUAAUAAUUUAGACACAAUAUAUUUUAAGUAGUUUACUCAUUUUUCUACUUUUUUAUUUUUACACAAGGCUGACUCCAUAUAGUGCAAUAUAUAAAAUAAGCGUAUACUGUUUUGUUCUACAUGUUUAUUGUAUACAGACUUUCUUGUAAUGAGCGUUUUCUGGUAUUACUUACACAAGAUGGCGGCGUUGAUAUGCGCGCCAAAACAUCUGUCAUAAAGUUGCAAGUGUUUAGUAGAUUUUUUGUGAAAACUCUUAUAUUAACAGCAUGGGGCCGUUCAAGUAUUACGUAAGCAGAUUUACUAAAAUUUAUCCCCCCCCCACUUCCUCUUCUCAGCAAAAGUAAGCAAAACUGUCAAAAAUAAUAGUACAUAAUUUUAUUAAUUCUUUGUAGGAAUCCUCGAAAAUGCAUUUAGUUUUCAAUCAUAGACAAUGUGUAAUAUGUGUAAAAAAGUUAAUAAUUGACUGUUGACUGUUGACUGUUGACUUAAUCACCAAAUAAGAUAAUCAAAGACCCCCUCCCCCUAUAAUAAUACUUGAACGGUCUCCAUAAAGCAGUUAUUUGAUUGUUAAAAAGUUAAGGGAAACUAUCGCGUCUAAAACUUAAUUGACGUGCAAGAAACCAUAACGGAAAUGUUUCACAAUUAAUAUUUCAAGGGUUUGGUGAUGCGCGAUAUUUUCGUUUAUUCAAAUCUAAACCUAGCUACCUAUUCCAUUUAUACUAAAAAUAUUUUAUUAAAAUGUUUAGAAGUGUUUCCAGACUUGAUAAAUAUACUUAGGUGAAACGCACGUAGUUUUUAAUUUGUAACUCCAUGUACAGUAUUAUCCUAGAAAUGUUUAAAAGUUUUGUACAUCACAUUCGACUAUUUAAAUCGUGUGAAGACUAUUUAUUUUAUGUAACCGCCUCUAUUAUUUGAAAUGUAUAAAUAGAUUAAUAAGAAUUUGUAUAUGUA